AUGUCGACUACAUCAAAAUCUUCGCCGUCGUCAUAUGUUACUGUAAGAGAUAUAUUUUUAUGGAGGAGAAAGAAGUUGAGUUUAUCGGUCCUUUUAGUGUCAACAGCUGCAUGGGUGUUGCUUGAUGUUUAUCAAUUCAAAUUCAUCACUGUUGCUUCGUGGGCUGCAAUGUUUGUUGUUACUUCACUGUUCGUUUAUGGCAACUUGGUCAGGUUUUUCCGCAAAGAAGAGCCAGAUUUGUCCGGUUUGGAGAUUUCAGAGCAGACAGCUAUUGAGACUGCACUCUCCGUUCGACAAUCAAUAGAAGAGUCAAUUCGGUGGAUGUUCCAUGUGAGUACAGGGAGAGAACUGUUUGUCUUUGCUCGUGUAGUCGCUGCUCUGUGGUUGCUCUCUUAUGUGGGAAGCUUCUUUGAUUCUCUAACACUUCUUCACAUAGGAAUAGUGGCGGGCAUGACUAUUCCUGUGAUUUAUGUAAAGAACGAGGAUACGAUAAAGAUGUUUGAAGAGAGGAUGAGGAUGCAAGCGAGAAGAUUUUAUGAUAUGAUGGACGAGAGGGUUGUCAAGCGAAUAAAGAAUCAGGUAGUUAAAGUUAAAGAGAAGAAGGUUGAGUAG
Messenger RNA from Dovyalis caffra, 612 nucleotides. Lineage: Eukaryota; Viridiplantae; Streptophyta; Magnoliopsida; Malpighiales; Salicaceae. The record is from the annotation of a GenBank genome assembly.